AUCGACUUACGCCAAGUCUAUUGCCGUGGCUCGACGCUGUUGCUCGUGAUUCUGUUCCUCCCCGAGUUUUCCGUUCAGUGCCAAUAAUGAAGCUUUUCGUGCUCGCUCUUGGAUUACUAACCGCCAGUCCCGCUUUGGGUCAAAUCGCUCAGCAGGGAAGCCAAUAUAGCUACUCGUCCGGUAUAAGUUCGCCGGUCGGAAGCGGAGUCGCGACCACGGCCGUCGCAGCCGCUGCUCCUGUCGCGCGGGCUCCCAAGGUCCACGAAAUCCACACGACAUCCGAGCGUGAGAUAAUUCGCGUCGAAGAGUACAAGCGGCCGCGUCAAGUCAUCCGGAUCCAUGAAGCCCCCGCUCCUCCGCCGGAGAUCAUCCGCGUUCAAGCACCUCCUGAGCCCCAGAAGGUCAUCCGCGUUGUUCAGCGCGCGCGUCCCACUCGUGUCCAAUUCACCCAAACCGGUCCCGAAGUUCAGGUUGUGAACAUCCCCAUCCGCCAGGUACAACAAGUUGUGCGCCCCGUAAUCGCCGCUGCUCCAGCUGUCGUCGCCACUCCAAUCGUUCAACGAUCGGUCGCUGUGGCUCCUGCCAUCAGAACUUUCUCGGCCGCUCCGGCGACCUUCCAAACAGUCUCUGCCACACCAGUUGUCUCCAGGGCGGUCACAGUCGGUGCUCCCGUGCAGUCACUUGCCUUCGCCCCGGUUGCGAGCCGAGUCCAAACCUUCAGUGCGACUCCGUUGGCCGCGGCCGCUCCUCUCGUUUCGUACGCUUCCGCCGCCCCUGCUGUUUCAUACGGAUCCUACGCUUCGGCUCCCGUGGUAUCCUACGGCGGCAGCUACAACACCGGAUACGCUUCGAAUUACAACACUGGGUUCUACAAGAAAUCCUCCGCCAAGAAAGCAUAAAUGGAUAAUCGGAUCAGAUAGUGUCAGGAACGGUCUUAUCUCCCAGCAUGCGGCUCUUGCACCGAGCGGAUGCUCACAGACGGAACAUCUCACGUUAUUGUACGUGCGACGGAUUGGCUUCAACCUCUCACUCAUUCCCCCAUUCGCCGCGACAAAUUGAUAACUCAACAAGAAACCUCUCCUUGGCCCACAAGCCUCGUAAGCAGCUUUGUCGACGUGGAGUUGAUGGCAGGCAGUAAAUUAUAAUUUAUGAUGAAGACGAUGACGGGUGAAGAAGGAAGCCCCGCGUCCAAUCGGUGAAUCUCAGCAUCAUGACGCCCACUACUAUGUUGCAGAAAAAAUCCUGCAACACGAGUACGCUGGCAUAGAUAUUUUGUUGGACGAAUAAACCGUGGACGAACGAUGCGA
Messenger RNA from Galendromus occidentalis (western predatory mite), 1307 nucleotides. RefSeq lists its product as uncharacterized. Lineage: Eukaryota; Metazoa; Arthropoda; Arachnida; Mesostigmata; Phytoseiidae. The record is from RefSeq and is a predicted model, not a curated record. The transcript has 4 exons. Bases 87 to 899 code for a protein of 270 amino acids.